AUGAAUAAGCUGAUAUAAUCUAAGGAGAAGAACGAAAUUUAUCAUUUAAUAGAUUUACUUCAUUAUGUGUUAGUCAAUGUUAAGACAAAUGAUGAUGUAGAGAAAUAAUUUUAAUAAAUAAGAUAGGAAUGGCCAAAUUAUAAAAUUGAUAUAGAAGGCACUUUAAAAGAAUUAUAACCAUAUGUUACUCCAGAAAUCUUUUAAGAGUGGAAUACUAUUUUGAAAACUCUUGAGUAAAGAAUAAUGAGUCAAUCAAAUUAAUAAUCAAACAUUAAACCUAUCUUAAUAGCUCAUAGAAUAUUAAAAUUAGAAAUACAGAGAUUAUUACAUAUUGAACAUUAAGAAGAUGAUAUUGAUGAAAAUGCAAUUAUUUAAUGA
Molecule: messenger RNA, 378 nt
Organism: Paramecium primaurelia
Lineage: Eukaryota; Ciliophora; Oligohymenophorea; Peniculida; Parameciidae
Source: the annotation of a GenBank genome assembly